CAAAACUGCUUCCCCGUUGCAAUGGGACCUCGGAUUUAGGAGAACACUGCACUCCUCUGAAAUAAUUCAAAUCGUAAAAUACAACUCAACUACACGUAUUAACUGUAGUCAAGGACACGGUAUGAAAUGUCUGUUGCCGGGUUGGUAUAUUUUUAGAACAUUUUAAACUAAGGACUCUUCAGCGCAGGGCAUUAUGCAGAGGCUAACGUUAGCAUAUUUUGCUAGCAAAGCUAAAUAGAUAGCUAGCUGACUAAUUCGCAAACGCAAGUGAAAUUUCUAAACAAUCAGAUAUGCUAGGUAGGUACAAAUAACGACUUACAUAAACAUAAGUGGCUAAUAUGGAUGUACACAGGGAACGCAUUUACAUGUAGUUAGGUAACUGCUAAUAUGCGGUCACUUAGCCAGUUAACACUUUAUCUACUGUACUGACAGUACCUGUAUAAGGUUAAUUCCUAGCAAAUGUGUAGGAUUUGGUAACUAAGUGAGCUAGCAAGCUUAAUUAAGUAGUAUGGACUUCUGUUGUGUGGACGUCAACGCAAGCUGACACGCUGUUGUAAGCUAUCCAAUUCCCUAGCUAGAAAAACAACAUUGUCUUUCAACAUGUAUGCAGACACGUAUUUAGUGUUGGCUACUGCUAUACAUCUAACAUGGGCAACGAAUCCCAGCUAGCUAAGAUUAGCUUAUGGUUUUUGAAGUAACUUAGUUUACCAAUCCUCAUUGAGAUGUAGUACGAGACAGUUGAAAGUAAUUCUGGGUAGCUAGCUAGCUCACGCCGCACAGGGAAGCUUGAAUUUUGAUAUUGAUUGCAUUGAUGUGGGGUUCCCAACAAGCCAGUCUAUCAUGUCAAGUAAAGCCACGACUAAAGAGAAGAAAUCUGGAAGCUUCGGCAAAAAGCUCUUUAGACGAGGCUCUGUGCGUUCUGUGGGUAGUUUUAUGGGUAGAGUCCUCCGUACCCUGACAACCUUGUCCCAUUUUGGAUCAGAUGGGCAUGCUAUUGAAGGUGACAAAGACGAUGGGGGUUUUACAUUAUUCAGAACUGGAGGCAAGGAUUCACUAGUUUUAGAUGAUGGGGACUGUAGGGGUUUCCUUGGAGAGAAGGUCCCUGGAGUUUCUGGUCUCAAAAACCAUGGUAACACUUGCUUCAUGAAUGCCAUUCUCCAAUGCCUGAGCAACACAGAACUCUUUGCUGAGUAUUUGGCACUGGAACAAUAUCGGGGAGGUGAAGAAACAUAUGAGGAGAAGGUGAAACCAAAGACAAACAGUGUGCAUUUGGGAAGAAAGGGCCUUCAGGACAGAGGCGAGGUGACAGAGCAGCUUUCUGGACUGGUCCGUGCCCUGUGGACAUUUGAAUACACCCCACAGCACAGCAGAGAGUUCAAAAAUGCUGUUUCAAAGAGUGCUUUGCAGUAUAGAGGCAAUUCUCAGCAUGAUGCCCAGGAGUUUCUUCUCUGGCUUCUGGACCGUGUACACGAGGACCUCAACAAUCAUCCUAACAACAGGCCCUCCGUUAAGCCACCAAUCGAAGAGGAUGAAGGGGGUUUGGAGGGGCCUUCUCUUCCUUUGUCUGCUGGUUCAUUUGUGCAAGAACUUUUUCAGGCUCAGUACAGGUCCUCACUCACCUGCCCACAUUGCCAGAAACAGAGCAACACCUUUGAUCCUUUCCUCUGCAUAUCCCUGCCCAUCCCUUUACCUCAUACAAGGCCUCUGUAUGUGACGGUAGUCCACCAGGGGAAGUACUCUCACUGUAUGAGGAUCGGAGUGGCCGUGCCGUUGAACAGCACCGUUUCCAGGCUCCGAGAUGCUGUGUCACGAGAGACCAAGAUCCCCCUGGACCAGUUUGUUUUGACUGAGAUGUACUGUGACGGUUUCCAUCGGUCCUUUUGUGAUGAUGACGACGAUCUCGAUAUCAUUCAGGAGAGCGAUUCCAUCUUUGCCUUUGAGACGCCAGAGACCUUCAGACUAGAAAGCAUUCGAACCAAGAGAGGAAGUCUUCUUGCCAACCUGAACCAGAACAACUUGAAGUAUGGAAGUGAAAUGAGCAGGACUCCAUCAUUCAUGCAAGGAGCUGUAAAUCCUGCCACUGCUUCGCCAAAUAAGAACAUGGGGGCAGACAAAAUGAUCCUGCUGAUCUGCAACAGAGCCUGUACUGGUCACCAAGGGAGGAGGUUUGGUCUUCCUUUUGUACUGUAUGUGGAUCGCACUGUGACCUGGGAUAUCUUGCAGAAGGAGAUCCUGGAAAAGAUGCGUCACUUGCUUAGGCCUGGAGUUUACAUUCAGGUGGGGCCCUUUAGCCUACGGGUGGUCGGUGUGGUUGGUAUCACGUACCUCCUGCCUCAGGAGGAGAAGCCUCUCUGUCACCCAACAGUGGAAAGAGCAUACAAGUCCUGUGGCCAGGGGGGACCGCCGCAUGUCAAGAUAGUGGUGGAGUGGGACAAGGAGACCAAGGAUUAUCUGUUUGGGCUUACUGAGGAAGAGUAUGUCCCUGAUGCUGAGAGUGUGUACCUACACAGAGAGCAACACCAUCAGCCCCAGGCCUGCACCCUAGCUCAGUGCCUUCAGCUCUACACCAAGGAGGAACAGCUGGCUCCGGAUGAUGCCUGGCGCUGCCCCCACUGCAAGCAGCUGCAGCAGGGACGCAUCAAGCUCAGUCUGUGGACCCUGCCCGACGUGCUCAUACUGCACCUAAAGAGGUUCAGACAGGAGACGGACAAGAGGGUGAAGAUGCAGAACAUGGUGCGUUUUCCUCUGCUCGGGAUGGACAUGGCACCCCACAUGGUAAAAAGGUCCCAGAGCAGCUGGAGCCUGCCUUCUCACUGGUCACCAUGGAGACGACCCUAUGGCCUGGGGCGUAAUCCUGACGACUAUCUUUAUGACCUUUAUGCUGUCUGCAACCACCAUGGGAACAUGCACGCAGGCCACUACACUGCUUACUGUAAGAAUUCUGUUGACGGCCAGUGGUACUGCUUUGAUGACAGUGACGUUCAGCCGAUUGCUGAUGAUGAUGUGUGUCAGCAGACAGCCUACAUCCUGUUCUACCAGAGGAGGACCACCAUUCCCUCCUGGUCUGCCAACAGUUCUUUAGCAGGCUCCACCAGCUCAUCUCUCUGUGACCACUGGGUGAACCGUCUCCACGGCAGCAGGCCGGCCAGCCUGGCUUCUGGAGCUUCCUCCAGACGCACUUCUAUGGCCUCUCUGGCUGAGUCUGUGGAAUUCACCAUAGUGGACCGCAGCGAAGACGAUGGUGGGUUUUCAACCCGUCCCUUUGUUCGAAGCAUCCAGCGUCAGAGCGUGUCUUCCAGGUCAUCUAUCACCAGUCCUCUGGUCUACAGUGAGAAUGGCAUGAAGCCUUCGUGGUCCCUCUCUGCAAAGCUCCAGAUGAGGUCCAACUCCCCCUCACGCUUUUCCCUGGACUCACGCUCCUCUCCACCCUUGGAGAGAAUAGGAGAGAGAGGAGAGACCUGUGAUGACAAGGUAUCUACUUCGUGCUUCGGGAGCUAUAGCCGGCACGAGCGCUACCCUGGCUGCAGGGCCCCCCUGGCCAUGAUGGAGGGCAACAGCAGUGACCAAGACCACAGCAGGCAAAUCUUAGAUGAGGUCUACUGCCGAGCCCCCACACCUGUCGACAAGAUCCGUAAGAGUGAUCAGAUUGACAACAACAACCAGAUAACUGCAUUGGACCUAAACAAACAAGCCAACCCGCUAAAGGAGCAGAAACAUAAGAGCAGCACCAGUGGAUCUGCCUUGAAGUUGGAGACCACCAGGUCCAAAAAGAGCUCCAUCAAGACUGAGACUGAGAAAUGCGUUAAGAAGCGCCAGUGUUCUUCCUCCACCCCCAAAUCUUCUACUCUGUCUUCCAGCCCUUUGGUGAAUGGCCCCAAGGUGACCAACUCUAAAGAGAAAAGUGCUAAUGCCAAGACCAAUGCCACCAGCAGCAGCAGUACUACGUCCACCGCGACCCCAUCUAAAAAAAAAGAGUCUUUGUCGUCCCAGGGUCUCGACUCGGUAGCUGUAACCCCCCAGCGCAAGCAGCGCAUCUCCUCCCCUGUGCCAUCCUCUGCUUCCCCCUCCCCCACCAUAAAGAAGAGUUCCUCUGGCCUUGACAAGUCAUCCUCUUCGGGUCGGAAAAAGCUGCUUGAGAGGAGCUGCAGUCGGGACUCGGGGGUGGGAAGCCCGCUGGUUGAUAAACCCCGCUGGGGCAGCAAUGCAAAAGCGCCAGCCAAGACAGCCGCAGAUGGGCUCCGGCCGGAGAGGAGGUUCCUUCGGAGCUCCAGCAGCAGCUCCUCUGUCACCAGCCUACGCUCCCCCAACACAUCAUCCAGGGACACUAGACCGAACUGCAAGUCAGAGGACAAGGGUCUGUCCUUUUUCAAGAGUGCCCUGCGUCAGAGAGAGUCCCGUCGGUCGGCCGAUUUGGGAAAGACCAGCAUCUUGGCUAAGAAGGCAUCUGAGAGGACAGCCAGGCCGGGUGCUUCGGAGGGGAAUGGGUCAGCCGAUGCCUCCCUGCAGGCCUCCCCAGAGCUCAAUGCUAAUGAGGUUGUUACUGGAGAAAAGGAGUCCUCCAAGCCCUCUACCCCAGUUAUACGCUCCCUGAUACCCGUUACUGGCACAUCCAAGUCUUCCACCUCAGAAUCCAGUCUCAAUUCUUCCCCGAAAGGGAAAAAGCCUCAUGAGAAGCAGGCGUCCUCUAGAAGGCUUUCUUCCAGCAUGCAAUGUUCUGCACGUCCAACACAGAAGCCUCAAUGACAAAUUGAAAGCAGUCAUAUUAUUUUACGUAUGCAGCAAUUUUAUUUCCAUGUGCCUAAGAUGUACGUAGAAAUGUACUAUAUAUAGAUUGAUAGACUAAGUGUUUAUAGAAUAUAUACAUACCUGGAUUUUCUUUUCUUAAGCAAGAUGUAAAUGGUCAAAAGCGCCUUUCUAUCCAGUCAUGGAACCAAAUCAUUGCCAUUGGCAAAGUAGGUUAUUUGUCUACUACUAUAGGCAAAACUGAAUAGGAAUGUUGUAAGAUAGCACUUUGUAUAUAUAAAAUAUUUUUCCCCAGAACAAAGUUACAGUAUCUUAAUUAACUAAAAAAGUCAUACCGUCAUUUUUUAUGUAUUUCUUUUUCACAGCUUAAGAAAGUUAGUAAAUUGUGAAGCUUGAUUCAUGGGUAUGUGAUGUGAAAUUUAAGCUGUAAGGGUACACUAGUCUUAAGGUAGUUGGUGGAUAUUCUAAGACGUUUCUCCAUUUCCAACCUGGUGCUGUUCUAAGGGCAAAUAUUUUACUGAUGUUAUUUGAUACAUUUAAAAUGCUGAGGUUAUGAAAUAUAAACACAAACAAAGGUUUCAUACACUAACAGCCUAAUUCUGAAAUGUUUUACCAAUCACAUCAGAUAUGUAAACUUCAGAUCAGUAUGUGAUAUGAUUUGUUAAAUUCUCUGAAUUAUGGCUACUUGUUUGUGCAGCCUUUGUAUUCUCAGUUACCAAACCUGGUAGGACCAUUGAAAACCUGUGGUACCCUAUAAGAGAUGAAAAAUCAUGCCAGGUAUGGAUUAGCACCUCUUGAUGCUGCUGUACAUAUAGUAAAUAUAGUACCCGUAACCACUCCUAUUUAUUUUUUGCUCUAUGCAUUUGAUUGAACGUUAGCCAUUGACAGGACAAUCUUAUUAACGCACAAUGCUCUGAAUACUUUGCUAUUCUUUGCUGUGUGCUACCUACAAUGGAGAGAAAAAGUAUUUGAUACACUGAUGAUUUUGCAGGUUUUCCCCACUUACCAAGCAUGUAGAAAAUGCUUAUGUCACGCAAUAAAAUGCCAAUUAAUUAUUAAAAAAUCAUUGAUUCCGUCUCUCACAGUUGAAGUGUACCUAUGAUAAACAAUUACAGACCUCUACAUGCUUUGUAAGUAGGAAAACCUGCAAAAUCGGCAGUGUAUCAAAUACUUGUUCUCCCCACCGUACCUUCAUAACUGUAAACAUAUCAGGCUUUAAGGGGCACUCCCUGGUUGACUGAAAGUUUGACGACUCCACAAUAUUGUUCUUUUGACCUAAUGUUAAGCUUCUGUCACAGGAUCACCCCUCUUAAAUCUCUUUUCAGCUAAAAAGUACCACCUCACAAACUAAUCAUUAGCUGAGAAAACAAGUGACAACUGCUUCUAGCUGGGAGGAGUGGAUCCCCCUCCCCCAAACAAUCAUUGGUCGUGAUUUGUCUGAGUCAAAUGGAGGUCACUUUUAGACCAGGUGAGAACACCUUUUUAGAACAGAAGAUUGGUACUACAGGGUGAUUAUGUGACAGCAGUGCGCCUUUAAUGAAUUGAUUUCUGUGUCUCACUAUAAUAUAUUUACUAAACUCCCAUGCCCAGGCCUGCCAUUGCAAAAGGCUAGUUCUUAACUCUUUGUGCAAUAGUUCUUAAAACGGAUCAUCAAUUUUACCUUUUGUGCUACAUCACUUUUUACUCUACAUAAGAUUGAAAAUACUAGGGUAACAUGUUUUUCUGUUUGUUUAAAUUGAUGCUCUGGAUGUAGUAUACAUAUGAAACACAUUUUGAAUGUUGCUGCUGUUCUGUUUGCUGGCCAUGUUAGAGCAGACUUUUUCUCCAUGGUCUUUGACAUUUGAUAUCUGUAACCAACUGCCCCAAAUUUAAUUUCGCUUUGCCAGUGGCUUAAACCUCACUUCUGACAUUUUACUGCCUGUAGAUUGUCUGAAUGUGAAUACCGCCGACCCCCCACUGUUACUGUUAUUAACUAUAGUCAUGUAUGGCUGUUAGGUUGAAGCAGGACCAAUUCUGGAAUCCAAGUUCAGCAACAAUCUGAAGGCCUGUCUAAUUGUCGCCUUUGGCUACGCUGUCAUUAAACAGGCAGCUGCUGAAAAUACUGUUCAAAUGGUCGCCUUUUGAACGAAUAGCAGAGCUAGUUCACCAAUUUACUUAGCCUUGCCCUGAAAAUUUCAUUUUCUUGCAGAUUGAAUGUGUUUCCCUUUGCUCUGUAGUUUUAUCAUGAUCUUGAGUCUCACUGAUGCCCUGUUGCCAUUUCAACAAAAACAUUUAACUACAGCUUUCACAGAAUGGACAUGGAAAAAUUAUUGGCAACAUUAAUGCAAAACGUUCUAAAUGCAAUAAUGACCCAUCCUCAUCUUUGAAUGUAAAUGUUGUGAUGCACGUUGCACACAGAAAUCUUCGGACUGCAACAAUAUUAUGCCUAUUGUCUUUCAGCUUUUAACUUUAGCCAAGUUGUGUGACUGUGUUGUCAGUCCAUGGAACAUACCAUUCCAACACCGUGGAAAGCAGUAUUGCAUGAUCGAGCAAACGCAAGCAUGUCCUAAAUUAACUAUGCAAACAUUUGUUGCUAAGUGAAUCACAGUGUAAAUAUACAAGAUCCUAUUUUCCAAAUGACAGCAAGGGAGAGCCUGGGAAGUGACUUUCAUUGCCUGUACCUGCACAUGUUACACAAAACUCAAAUGUGCACGUUAGAAUGUUAUCGCUUCACAAAACGGACGUAACUGAAAAUCAGAUGCAGCAUAUUUAGACUUUUUGUUUCUUUAAACUUGUUUUUCACUACAUUGUUUCAUAAUCAAACUUUUUUUUACAUUCAUGUUCAUUAUGUCAGUAUGUUUGCUAUGUUUAUUUUCACUAUGCUGGUGUGUGUUCACAGGGUGCACUCAUCUUAAAGAGGAGGUUAUCCGUCUAAGGCAUCUUAUUUACCUGUGAGGACCUCAUUAUUAACACUACAAAAAUGACAAACUGACUCAAUCUGUAGUUCUCAGUCAUCUCAUCUCAAUGUGUUGUUACCUGUGUCAUUUCAACCACUCUUCUGUCAUUCCACUAUUCUCUUAACUGGUUGACUAUUAGAAUUUGAUAUGAAAGACUCAAUGUUAAACUUGUUAUUAAAAGGAUGGAUUACAUUAUCAAGCAAUAUAUUCAAUAUUGUUAUUAUAAACUGGGUUGUUUGAACCAUGAAUGCAGAUAGUUCGACUUUCUGUAAAACCACCUCCGUUUGUGAAUGUGAAUUCUGAUACCAAGCCAAUUCUCAUUGUGGUGUGACAUCUGUCUGGACACUUGGAUUUGAUAUUAUUUAUUACUUUGCCAACUGCCCCUACCAUGUCAACCAGGGUAACAUUUAAAGGGACAGUGACAGAAAAGGAGCAUCUGUACACUACAUAUAAGUGUGGAUAGUCAAAUACAACAUCUUUGGAAAUCUAAUCAGAUUUGGGUUUUUAGGGUGGCAGUGUAAAAAUACUUUUCUGUAUAAACAGAUCUGACAUCUUACAUAUUUAGAAGUUUUAGCUAAUUAUAUAACCAUAACAACCCGUGGGCUGCUUUUUAUACUAUGUUACUAUUAAUCAGUCAUGUGAAUGGAACAUUGGUAUAUCCUUGGUUUUUCUCUCUCUGAUUGACACACUGGAUUUGAGAUGCUGAAUACCUAUUAGUACUUGCCAGCAUGACCAUGAACUAUUCUUCACUAAAAUAACUGGUACUAUACCUAUGUGAUAGUGUCCAAUGUUGCACUCAAUCUUAGUGGUUAUCUAUGUUAGUAGUCUUCUCAAAGUCCAGGAACAUGUUUGACAAUAAACACAUUUGGGCAAGUGCAUGAGACAGUCAGAACAUGAGAGAAGUCUAAACCUUUUGUGUUAAUUUAUUUGUAUGUUUUAUCAAGAACAUUAAUGCACUUUUAAUAGGCAUCUUUUCAUCUUUUACAUUUUUUAAGAAUGUGUUUCUUUGAAAAAGAAACAUUUGUAUACAUUAUGUUGGUUUACCAAUGCAAGAUGAAAGUGUAAAAUGUUAUUAAAAAAAUAUUUAAAGGAA
Messenger RNA from Esox lucius (northern pike), 8772 nucleotides. RefSeq names its product ubiquitin specific peptidase 31 (gene usp31). Gene Ontology annotation, molecular function: cysteine-type deubiquitinase activity. Gene Ontology annotation, biological process: protein deubiquitination. The record is from RefSeq and is a predicted model, not a curated record. The transcript has 16 exons. Bases 841 to 4743 code for a protein of 1300 amino acids. NCBI's taxonomy places the organism in Eukaryota, Metazoa, Chordata, Actinopteri, Esociformes, Esocidae.